This is a messenger RNA of Magnolia sinica, 2574 nucleotides long. RefSeq names its product sodium/pyruvate cotransporter BASS2, chloroplastic. Gene Ontology annotation, cellular component: membrane. Lineage: Eukaryota; Viridiplantae; Streptophyta; Magnoliopsida; Magnoliales; Magnoliaceae. The transcript has 8 exons. The record is from RefSeq and is a predicted model, not a curated record. The coding region runs from base 333 to 1367 and encodes 344 amino acids.
UUAUUCUUAACCUUUCAAUAAAUGUCCACCAAUCCGAUGAUCAGAUCAUCGAACAAUUUGGGAUUCAAAUUUGAAUUAUUUAUAUUCCACGUAUGCAAUUUUCCAGUGCCUGUGUAUCACGCAUCACACUACCAGAGUAUCAGAGUUUUCCUGAUUAUCCUUAUCAAACUGCUUCGGAUUUCGGAACGUCACUCUUACUCUCUGCCAAAACCUUCAUUUUCUGACAACAAAACCAUGAUUUUAACUAUCUUUCAGGAAAAAAAAAAAACCCAUCUCUCAUUUCGUCAUCUCUCUCCCCUCUCCUCUAUCCUUUCUUUCUUUUACUUUUUUAAAUGGCUACUUCAAUGGCUUCUAUGUCUAGAUUCCUUCAGAAAAAUGGCAGAUUACAAGUUUGUUAUGAUUUUAAUACCAGAAGGAGCUAUUGUUUCUCUGUCAGGAGACUAACUCAUCUGGGUUUUAGAAGUGGGUGUAUAUUAUCCUGUGAAGGCAGAAGUAGUGGGGUGGAGAACAGCGGUUGGAGUACCAUCGAUGCCCAUCCGAUGUCUUUUUCAAUUGUUCGAGCUUCACGGAAUCGUCAUGUUCUAUGCAAAGCUGAGGCAAAUGCUUCUGGGGAUGUUCCUAGUAGCUCUCCUAGUCAAAUGAGCCAGUACGAGAGAAUAGUCGAAUUGCUGACUACUCUUUUUCCUGUGUGGGUCAUACUGGGAACGAUUGUUGGCAUGUACAAGCCAUCUGUGGUUACUUGGUUAGAAACAGACCUUUUCACUGUAGGCUUGGGUUUCCUCAUGCUUUCAAUGGGACUGACCUUGACCUUUGAGGAUUUCAGACGAUGUAUGCGAAACCCAUGGACAGUGGGUGUAGGAUUUCUUGCUCAGUACUUAAUUAAACCCAUGUUAGGCUUCGUCAUUGCACUGACUUUAAAACUGUCCGCUCCUCUUGCAACUGGUCUUAUUUUGGUCUCGUGCUGUCCUGGAGGCCAGGCAUCUAACGUUGCAACCUAUAUAUCAAAAGGAAAUGUGGCGCUGUCAGUUCUCAUGACAACCUAUCAGACGGAUUGCCUUGAAUUGCCCAUUCAGUGUAAUUCUCUUGCGGCUCUCCCUCCACAUGUGCCCCACAAGUUUGAUGAUCCGAAUGGCCGUACAUGUGUGCUGUAUGCGAGUACAACUCACCACCAUUUUGAAAAUGGUGGUGAACUACCAGUGGAAUCUUUGCCAUCUAGCUUCGUCAUCUUCAUCAGCUUGAAACUACAGUUCAUCGACUCUAUGUUUUCUGCAGCUUCAAUUCACUCAUUAGCACUGCCAUUGUUUUCCGGCCACUUCCAUUCAGUUGUUAACACUGUCAGUAUGAUAGAAAGAAGUGGAAUUUUUUAAGGGCCAUGGAGAUACAUCUGCUUUCAUUUUAUUCUGGGUUGAAUGCUUUUGGGACUUCAUUGUGUAAAGAAGUUAAUACGUCCAAUAGCAGGGAAUUUAAUUCUCUUUGUUUCUAUGCACCAGAAGGACGCAUUAGAAGAUUAAUUGCUUAUUGGGGAAUUAAAGGGUUUGGGCCCCAGCUAACAUACUGUUUUCUGACGCGUGGGAUUUAGUGCAUGUGGAGCCCAUGGUUCUUUGAUCCAGAGCCUGGAUGGUGGAGUGCCAAAAGAAUUUCCCCAGUUGAAUGUCCUAACCAUUCGAUCAGUGAAAUUCAUAUAAGACAAGAAGAAAAACAGCAACAGUCUAGAAUGUGACCAAGUAUCAGAUGGCUAGGAUUUCAAAUUGGGGGUGGGGAUAUCAGUUCUGGUAGCCCGGGUUGCCAAAACAGGGCCACAUAUGCAAUGAAUUCACAUCUCAGUAAACUAUACAUUUUCUGAGGCUAGCACCCUACAAAUCCUUGGGAUUAUUAUCCAGACAUCAGUUUCUUCAUCUCACAGUUCUGAAGUUAAUUUCUGUGAACCAUGGAGGUAUCUAAAGGGGAUCGAGUCUCGUUGGGUUGGGUCCAUUUUGGUCCCCAUCCUUUUUCUUUUUUUUUAGGACCCAGACCCAGAUCCGAUUGGAUUUUGGGAACUAUUGGGUACCCAUCGGGCCUUUGGACCUCGGUUUUGAGUGGGGUUCGGAUUGUGCCCAUGUCAAAUACAGGCAUUCAUGUGGUUGGCCGACUUGAAUGGAUAGACUAGAUUACACACAUGUGCUACACAUGAGAGGUGUUGUGGCUUGGGAAGCCUCACUAAGUUGCUAGAACAAUUAAUAAAUAUACCUAAAAUAUAUAAUACUACUAUUAAAAUUAACUAGACCCGAUUUUAAUCAGAUCCAAGAUGGGGGACCAGGACCCAACUAGACCUGGUUUUUUACCGGAUCCAAAUGGCAGACCCAAACCCAACCCGACUACUAAACAGGUCUGAGAAAUUGGCCCUGGAUCUGUUAAAAUCGGGUUGGGUCCAUCAGGUACACCUGCGGGUCUGGGUUCCCAUUGACAGCCCUGCCUAUGGUAUACUUGUGCACACCAAUGCUUUAACUGAUGGACUCUGUACUGCCUAUAAAUGAUUCCUGAUUAUAACAUCAUGUAUAAAUUACUAACAGAUAGCCAUUCUACUUGCAUGGUAUU